ACAGCGAAUCAAUUGAUGCAUAAUCCCAUAUCAUGCUCCAAGUUGAAUGCGAACAAAUCCAAUCGCUAAGAUAACCCGCCUUUGCCGAAGACGCGACAUAGUCUCAAACUCGGCAUUCGCGCGUCCACACCUCACACGUCACCCCUCACCAAAACACUUAUCACCACCACAUUCUCUCGAUUGCUUUGGUUCGUCAUGAAGCUGCGACCUACACGGGUCUGUAAACCUCGCGCUCCUCUGCGACUGCAGUCGAAUUCAGAUCAAACAACCUCAGGACCGCGAAGACGAAGCUCCCGCCUACAAUCAAGGCAGUCCUCUGUAACAAUACCUCACCUCUUAGGGUCCCAAAGCCGUCUCGAACAAGGAACAAUAGAUCCUCCACCUUCACAGCUUGUCAGAGCGACCUCAUGUAUACGUGUACCAGCGUCGACCCCUCUUGAAGUGUCGGCACCUGUUCUUUCCAUAACACAGUUCCAAGAAAAUCCCUGUCCAUCUCAGACCCGUAACGACAAGACUCGGAAACGGAGAUCUGACAGAUCUGUCGAGACCUCUGCCGAAAGACCUCCAAAACGCACCCGUUUGACGGAGAAAAACCUGAAAGCGUUUGAAAAAAUGGGAGGACGACAAAGGAAAUCUGUCGGGAGGAGAUCUAGUGGACAAUCUUCUUCUACAACCACAACCACUGACAAAGACUUCGGCCCACAAUUGCAACGAAACAACGUCAUUUAUACUGCCCUCGACGCACGAGCUCCAGAUGACAUCGCAGAUGUUAGAGAAUCCUUAGACCGAACACGAGAAUCAGAACCUCCUGACCACUUGGCCUACAAACAGUACCUAGUGAAUACAGAAGGGCUCAACAACGAACUUACUUUGCAGAUUUCCGCUUACCCUCUAAUUGCGAAACGGACGUCGGCCGAGCAAGAAAUUUCAGGCUAUAUGCAGAGUGUCAAUUAUGCCUGGUCGGAAGUUGACAAUCACCUUACUACUGGUCUGAGUGAUGCCAAACCGGACAUUUUUGAGUCUUACCGUAAGACUGACUACCCUCCGGAAGCAGUCGAUGCGCUGUCAAGUGCAAUUGCUCCUACGGUAUAUAAUAUAGCGAUGCCGGCUUAUGCUGUUGAAUUCAAAGGUUGCGACGGGAGUAUGGCUGAAGCACAACUGCAAUGUGCCUACGAUGGGGCACUCAUGACGGAGGGAGCACGUGCUGUGCACACACAUAUGGACAAAUCCGAGGCCGGUUUUUACAGCAAAACACAGGCGCUUACAGUUGCAUACAAUGGUGACACUGUGAAAUUCUAUGGCCAUCACGCUAUACAGAUUCCUCCAUCGUCACAACCUCCUAGUGGUGGUGUCGACAACAGUGCAGAUACCAACAGCAACGCUCUUGCAUAUCAUCAAUAUGUCUUGAGUAGUGAUAAUCCUCGCGAUUCAUUCGAAAAUUUCCAAAAAGCAUACAAGCACACGAGGAAUGCUCAAGACAUUGGUUACAAGUGGGCAACUGAAAGGAAAGAUGCACUGUGGGCAUACACGAAUAGAGACAAAACACAAACUUCGCCCGAUGUCCCAACAUCUACGCCGCAACUGUCGAGCGAUCCCUUGAUUUCCAUCUCUUCAGUUAUACCAGGUGACUGCAACUGCGACGCCUAUGACCACGGAAUUUCGACAUCUGCGCAGCAACUGACGGACUCCUUGCCUCCCGUGUCUUCAGCGCCACCGGCCGGCUACAACUGUAACGCCUCUGACGACGAAGACCCAACUGACCAAUUACUUAGAGAAUCCUGGACGGUCAAUGGAGACGUUUCGCCUGAUGCUCAAACAUACAAUCCCAUAACCCCACCGCCAUCGUCGAAGGAUGUUUCGGUUCCAUUUGAGUCACAGCAACUGUCGUUACCCACGGUUACAGAGCCUGGGGACAUUGUUGACUUGAAUUCGCGUAGCCAUAGGAAGACUCGGGCCCGGACUCAUCAUGCUGUUGUCCUCGAAGAGCCAAGGGAGGUUAAUAAGACUAAGCCGCGAAGGACUCGCACGACGUAUUACGUCUCUUAACAGAGUCCAUACAACACUUUACUUUCGAUUUGCAGUCGCAGAAAUUUGUUGAGGGCGUGGUCCCACAUUCCAGCGCCAGCGUUCCCGUUCACGUUCCCUGCUCUGCAGGUUUUUUUUAUAGCUCCCAUCAAUUUCAUCAUGAUACCCUGUUAAGCUUUAUCAAUUAUCUAUACCCCAUUAUCACGAUUGUGCCCUGCGCACCCUCCAAGUCUUUGGAAUGAUCAAGCAUUUGGAAGCUACUCUUUGAUGCUGGUGCAUAUUUUGGGUGGGAUUCAAAAGUUUUUGUAGUAACGUUUAUUCAUUCUAGCUAAAGAUAAAGAACCCUUCCGACAUGAAAUCCCACUAAAUUCAGUCUCAUUCCAGAUAUUCUCAAUCAAGUUUACUUCAGUUCUCAGUCCAAAGUCGUGCUUAAUCAAUGCAGACCGCUUCAAACAUGUGAUCGUUGAGGGUGGAUGGAAGGUGCUUGGCAAGCCAAGGAGCUUAGGCUAGGAAGGUAGUAUGUACACGCAAGUGAUGGCUUUCAAAGCCACAAAGACGACUUCCCAGGAAAUACUGGCGACAAGACUAGGCUGCAGGGGAUAUCGUGACUACCCAGAAGACUGUUUCAUUGUGUUGAAAGGCCAACGACACGCCGAAUAAGGAAUUUCGAGCAAAGGUAGAGAA
Messenger RNA from Cadophora gregata, 2709 nucleotides. RefSeq lists its product as uncharacterized. The coding region runs from base 196 to 2046 and encodes 616 amino acids. The transcript is spliced from 4 exons. The record is from RefSeq and is a predicted model, not a curated record. Lineage: Eukaryota; Fungi; Ascomycota; Leotiomycetes; Helotiales; Ploettnerulaceae.